AUGCUGCGUGCCGCGCCGGUCCGUGAGAGCAGCGGUGCCAAACUGCUCUUAGGAACCAAAACCUGUCGGAAAGGCAGAGCGGGGGGUGAGCGGGUAGGUGCUUCAGGCUUAGCGCUGGUGACGGAAGGCCGGACAGUUCCAUCUGGAACUGCUACUAUGACGUUAACCGGCUUCGAGAGCUUCUCUUGCGACCCGGGAGAAGCAGACCCUCAGACCCCGGUGAAACACUGGGCAGCCGCGCCUUGGGAGAGCAGAGAAGCCCCUGGGCGGACGGAGACCACGGUCCCGGGACGGACACAGACCCCGACGCCGUCCCCGACCCCGGAGCUGACAAACUCGGACCCCUUUGCUUCCAGUUUUAUACGAACAAUGACUUUAAAGAGAAUAUCUUCAAUAUUUAAAAACCUGUCACAACCUGAGGAAGAUGCAGAGAAAGUACCGACAGGUUCUGUGUAUUCUAGAGCCUCUGAAAAACCUAAGCCUUUUGGCCAGGAAGAGCAAAUCGUUAAUGAUGGAAUUGCCCCACCACGUAAAAUUCUUUUUCCACCUGAGAAAAUCUGCAUGGAUUGGCAACAGCCACUGAACGUUGGAGUUGGACUGUGGAAUCUGGGCAAUACGUGUUACCUUAAUGCUACUUUACAGUGUUUGACGUACACACCUCCUCUGGCCAAUUACAUGCUGUCUCUUGAACACAGCAAGUCAUGUCACGAAAAAGGCUUCUGUAUGAUGUGUACAUUGGAAGCUCACAUUAACCAGGCCCUGUGUUUCUCUAAUAGUGCUAUCAAACCUAUAUCUGUUAUCAAUGGCCUUAAAAGUAUAGGAGAACAUUUCUGUUACGGCAGUCAAGAGGAUGCACAUGAAUUCUUGUCCUUCACUGUUGAUGCUUUGCAGAAAGCUUGCUUGAAUGGAGGCACCACAUGGGACACAUCUUCUCAAGCCACUACACUUAUUUAUCAAAUAUUUGGAGGAUACCUAAGAUCCCGAGUAAAAUGCUUGAACUGCAAAGCCGUUUCGGACAGGCACGAGCCAUUCCUCAGUAUUACUUUGGAUAUAGAGACCGUUACGUCUCUCACCGCGGCUCUGAAACAAUUUGUGACACCUGAACAAUUGGACGGAGUAAACAGCUAUAAGUGUAGCAAGUGCGAAAACAUGGUUCCUGCCUCCAAGAGGUGCACGAUACAUCGCUCCUCCAAAGUUCUCAUCGUAUCGCUGAAAAGAUUUGCAGAUUUUACUGGUGGCAAGAUCAACAAGGAUGUGGAAUACCCUGAAUAUUUGGAUCUUCGAGCAUAUAUGUCCCAGUCAAGGGGAGAACCACUCAUGUAUUCUUUAUAUGCAGUUCUUGUUCAUUCUGGUUUCAGCUGCAAUGCUGGACACUAUAUCUGCUUCAUAAAGGCCGGCAAUGGAUUUUGGUAUCGAAUGAAUGAUGCCAUAGUGGAGCGUUCCGAUAUCAAAACGGUUCUCAAUCAGCAAGCUUAUUUACUUUUUUAUAUCAGGCGCCACGAUUUGACAGUUGGAGAACGUGGUUUUUGCUUACCAGCAACUUCUUAUCCCCGUUCAUUCCUUGGUCAGCACGGGCCUAAUAGUAAGCAGGCUGGAUUUAUGGGAGCACGGCUUCCUCCUCGUAUGAUUAAGAAUUCAAGUCGUUUAAAUGGAAAUGGACCCCUAGAAGAGGAUACAAAUCCUGUUGGUAUCACCAUAAAAAGGCCAUCUUCAGCUCCAUCAACAGCUUGCAUUCAAAACUGGGCAAUUACCAGGCCUUCAACUACGGAUCCAUCAAAAGCCCAGAAGAUCACUAUCAGUAUUCGUAAAAUAUUGCCUGAGUGUCAGACUGUGUCACAACCUGACUGUCUUACCAGUGCUCUGGAGAAUGAGGAUCUCAGCAAGGCUGUUCCUUCCUCCACAAUUGCAAAUUCUCUCAGAGCAGAGUCUACCUCAAAUGCAUCUACAGUGGCAGUUGCUGCUAACAUUUCCAAACAGGAAGUUCCUGAUGAAAUGUUUGUAGAGCCAGCAGUGAAUGGAAGUUCUACACUCGGGUCUGAUGCUACAGUCGCUUCCAGUCCAGAGUCUUCAGGAAAAUCUGAGGCGUCGAAUGGCGUGUUUAAAAUGAAUUACAACGUAUCUUCCAACGGAACUGUAAUACUGAAGGUAGUCGGCACGUUGCAGAAUUCCCGUUCUUUCUGUGAGAGUGCUGAAGAAGAGAGAUCCCAUCAUGUGCUGCCAAAAAAUGAUUCACUAAAUUGUGCUAUUAGUUUAGAUAAUGGAUCUAAACAAAAUGGACUGAAACUUGAUGAUUUUACUUCCCAAGUCCAACCUGCUAAACCUUCUGAGAUAUUCUUUGCUAAAACAAAUGGAUUGCUUGAACCAGUACCUGUAGCUGAGUCACCGAUUCCUCAAGAAAUAGUCUUAGAAUCCCUGGCCUACAGCCACCUGAACAGGUUGUCAGAGAAAACAAGUGUCCCUGCACCUCAAAGGUCUGAGGGUGAUCGUCUGAUGGAAACCGUAGUGACGGAAAAUAAUAACUACGCAGAAGUACCGCCUGUUAAUGACUCUUCUCUUACAAAGCUGGAUAAAGUUCUGGAGAGUCAAUUCUCUAGACAAAAUGAGGGGUUGAAUAAUAAAAAAUGCGAAGAGGAUAACAGGCAAAAAUACGAGGAGAAGAUACACGACUCCAAAAAAACUGACAAAGAGCACUGCCGAAAGAAGAGACAAUACUCUGACAUUGACGAGGAGAAGCAAAGCAGGAGCAAAGUGGAUGAUUGUUCCUGCAAAAGGAGGUGCUCUCACAGAAUGGAAACAAAUCAGCAAUAUCAUGCUAAGCAGGACUAUUGCAAUGAAGGCAAGUACAGACCUUCCUAUAAUGAAAGAAACAGUCCAAAUAAUGGCAAAAUCUGAGGAAAAUACUCUCGUUACAGAUCCCGAAGCAGAGAAAGAACGGAACAAGACAGGAAUCAGUAUUAUCGUUCCACAGGAGAGAGAACCUGGAGCAUGGAAACAUACCGCGAAGCACGGAGUUGGGAAAAAUGCAGAUAUUACAAGACUUAUGACUCUGUCCAUAGAAAAGGAGAUGGUAGAGAGAGGAAGUCCUCUCAUUUUGAUAAAGCCUUUCAUAAAUUGAGUCAGUUCUACAAAUCACGUAGGCAUUAUCACUGCAAGAGCAGAUGGGCUCACAACACUCACUGCAGAGAGGAAGGAUGGCAUCACUUGAGCAGCCACAGCGGAAACUUCCGUCAUUGUUCACUACCUCUGCAGCAGUCUGAAAAACACUCUCGGGAAGGGCACGCACCUCCACCUGCCUCAGCUCAUGCACAAUUUGACAACUCUUUCUGGGAAAAUGAGAAACUGAGGCUUGGCAAGAGGAAAUAUGGCAACGCAGAAGGAAGAGAAGGUGAACUGGAAAAGAAAUGCCGCAAGAUAGAUGAUAAAUACCAAGAGAAGGAUUACAAGUAAGCAGGAAUUCCAGCAUAAUCCGCCAUUCUUUUCCUAACUCUUUUCUGAAUGUUUCCCAUGCCUGCCUUUUUCCCAUUGUUUCUAAGUGAUUUAUAUAGGAUAAUCUGACUACGGGUUGGUCAUUGGGCUGGUCAUUAGGUUGGUCAAGCAAA
Messenger RNA from Pezoporus flaviventris, 3599 nucleotides. Its product is annotated as ubiquitin carboxyl-terminal hydrolase 42-like. Gene Ontology annotation, molecular function: cysteine-type endopeptidase activity; cysteine-type deubiquitinase activity. Gene Ontology annotation, biological process: regulation of apoptotic process; protein deubiquitination. The record is from RefSeq and is a predicted model, not a curated record. Gene Ontology annotation, cellular component: nucleus; cytosol. Lineage: Eukaryota; Metazoa; Chordata; Aves; Psittaciformes; Psittacidae.